CCAACCGGCUCAGGACGCGCUGGGCCAUUAACGCCUUAGUUGGAUCUGGGGGAGCCCAGCAGGCGUUCGGAGCCAGAUAAAACUCAUCAGUGCCUUGAAACAGAUUUCAAGCAACAGAAUCCUCGGAUGCAUGUAUAAAGUCUUGUAAAGGCCAUGGUAAAAGAAAAGAAAAAAGACAAAAAAGGGGAGAAGUCUACCCGCUCUCCCACGUCCCUCUUGGAUUAUCCAGAGCUGCCCAAACAAGAUGGCAAUACUGCCAGACAAGAAGUGUCCUCAGGCACUAUCCCACCAUUGGAAAUGAUGCUCAAUGAACUGGGCUCCAAAAGACAGUCCAGAGACGAGAAGCAGCAGGGCAAAGAUGCCACUCAGUAUGAAGAGCCCAUACUGACCAAACUCAUCGUUGAAAGCUAUGAAGGGGAAAAAGUCCAUGGACUGUAUGAGGGAGAGGGCUUUGCAGUUUUCCAAGGAGGUUGUACUUACCACGGUAUGUUUUCAGAAGGACUCAUGCAUGGACAAGGGACUUAUAUUUGGGCUGAUGGAUUGAAAUAUGAGGGAGACUUUGUGAAGAACGUCCCCAUGAACCAUGGCACAUACACGUGGCCGGAUGGCAGCACCUAUGAAGGAGAAGUGGUCAACGGCAUGAGGACCGGAUUUGGCAUGUUCAAGUGCAGCACGCAGCCCGUGUCCUACAUCGGUCACUGGUGCCAUGGCAAGAGACACGGGAAGGGCUCCAUUUAUUACAAUCAGGAAGGUACCUCUUGGUACGAGGGAGACUGGGUCCACAACAUCAAAGAGGGCUGGGGGAUAAGAUGUUACAAAUCUGGAAAUAUAUACGAAGGUCAGUGGGCAAACAACGUGCGCCACGGGGAAGGUAGGAUGAGAUGGCUGACAACCAAUGAGGAGUACACUGGCCAGUGGGGGAAGGGCAUCCAGAAUGGCUUUGGAACACACACAUGGUUUCUAAAGAGAAUCCCCAACUCCCAGUAUCCUUUGAGAAAUGAAUACAUAGGGGACUUUGUAAAUGGAUAUCGUCACGGCAAUGGAAAGUUUUACUAUGCCAGUGGAGCCAUAUACGAGGGAGAAUGGGUCUCCAAUAAAAAACAUGGCAUGGGCCGAUUAACUUUCAAGAAUGGGCGUGUGUACGAUGGCCUGUUCUCCUAUGAUCACAUAGCGGAGUUUCCAGACCUGGAAGGUGCACUGGUAAAUUACCCAGGCCUGUCCUCAGAAUGCGCUGUCAGGAGCCAGUACCAAGGACCUUCCACCAGUGCUGAAGUUAUCAGAAAGCUUGAUGGCAGUGAAAGCAAGUCAGUGUUAGGAUCGAGCAUUGAGUUGAAUUUACAUUUGCUGCUGAGUAUGUACCCUGAGAAAGACCAACCAGAGGAAAAGAAGCAGGCCGAAUAUGCUGUCUUACGAAAUCUUACCGAGCUAAGAAGAAUCUACAGCUUUUACAGCAGCCUAGGGUGCGAUCAGUCCCUGGAUAACACCUUCCUGAUGACGAAGCUUCACUUCUGGAGGUUCCUGAAAGACUGCAAAUUUCAUCACCAUAAAAUCACCCUUGCUGAUAUGGACAGAGUAUUAAGUGCCCAUCAGGACAUACCAGUGGAAGAAAUUCAUUCUCCAUUUACAACAAUACUUCUGAGAACAUUUCUAAAUUACCUCCUGCAGCUGGCUUACCACAUUCAUCACAAAGUAUACCAAAAUACAAGCCCAUCGCUCUUUUUGUGUUUUACAAAACUGAUGACCGAGAACAUUCAUCCAAAUGCCUGCCGUGUAAAAGGCAGUUUAUUCAGUGGGCAACAGGAGACACUCUAUUCCAUGAAUUACAUCGACAAGAGCUGGGAGAUUUAUACGGCUCAUUGUAGACCGAACGCAGCCCCUCCCCAUGAGCUUACAAUGAAGAUGAGACACUUCCUCUGGAUGCUGAAAGACUUUAAAAUGAUAAAUAAAGAAUUAACAGCAACCAAAUUUGUAGAGGUCAUAGCAGAGGACAAUCCUUUCAUAUAUGAUGGAAUUGACAGCAACUUUGAACUUGAGCUGGUUUUCCUGGAAUUCUUUGAAGCUCUCUUAAGCUUCGCAUUCAUCUCUGUUACUGACCAAAUGACUAAAUCCUGUUUAAAUUUUCCAAAUGAUGACUCGUGUGGAAACAGACAUGGCAGCGCUUAUACGGUAACAAAUCAGCACAGGAGUCCCAGCACGGUCACCAGCCAGGGAUCUGACAGGCACAAUGGCAGUGCCAAAUCAUCUUCAAGCAAGUUAGCACUCUUGUUUGAUUUUAGCAAAAUCAGGAAAUCAGAGCCCAAGAUGAGGAAGGCGCCAAGUGAUGAAAGAAUUUCCAAAGUGAAUUUUAAAUCUCCAGGAAAAGAACUAACCUUUUUUUUAUCUCAAAAUGAGAAAAAAGAAAAAUCCAAGGAGGAAGGGAAUGAAAAGCUCAACAUGUGGGUCAGUAAUAUGUGUAUCUUUUUUGUGAACACAUUCUUCCAAGCACACAAACAUGAAGAAAUUCUCAAGGAGAAAGUAAAGGAAAAUAGGUUACAUCUUGCAGCGAUGGCCAAACAGAGGACGAUUGAAAAUGAGGAACUGGAAGCAAGGCUGGAUAGCUUGAGAGAGGAAGAGGUCAAAAGACUAGACUACGAGGUCGACAUCACUGUGAUUAAGGGACCGGUGGACACCCCAUCCUCGCAUUUCAUGUCAAGCCCCCCGAAAGAGGAAACAGUGGUGUUCCAAUCCAAACCCAUCUCGAGUAAGAAAAAGAAAAAGUAGAGGUCAAGGGAUUUGUAAGUAAACUCCAAGGACAAGCCAAUGUAGAAGGCGUUUAGAACCGAAGCACUGUAACAAUUUCCUGACAGUAAAAUCGUUCGUGUUUGACUUCUUGUCUUAGUGUUUUUGAAAUACCACCUCCUGUGUUUCCGGUUUCUUCUAAGGUUGGCUCACUGAAAUGCCUGCGUUUUGAAGACUGAGCUGAAUGAAAACACAUGUAUGUGGGUAUUCGGUGAGUGUGCUUUCAAUAUGAUUUUUAAAAAGUCCAAGUAAAGUACGGGUGAUUAAGUUUAGGCUCUGAUAAAACUGAUCAGAAAGCCAUGGGGAGAGGAUGAAGCUAUUUAAACAUUUCUCUGGGUCCCUCUCCCCGCAAACAGCUCCUUUGUCCUUGUACCCGCCCUGUAUCCAAGUCCUACCUGUCCUUUACCUGCGCCUCUGAUGUGGCUCCUUCCCUGGUUCCAUCCCACCGAGUCCCACGGCCCUGCAGACAAUACUGCAGAAUCAAAGGCCAAGAACAGCAGCCGGAGCGCAGUCGGCGGUGCAGUGAACACUGUCUGCCUGUUAGAAUGUAUUAGAGCUAAUAAUCUGUGUGAAAAUUUAAGAGUAACCACAAAAGGCAUAAAAAUACAAUCGGCAGCUUCCAUACUAGCAGAAGGAAGGGAACUCAUCCAACAUAAGCCUGGGAAACAGGAAAACAACAAGAAAAAGGAUGGAAACAGAAAACAAAAGCUGGUGGGGAAAAGUGCAAAGAUACUGCGAUCACCAACGUAACAGGUUAAACUCACCCCUCGCCCCACCCCCAGGACAGACUGGAUUAAAAAAUCAAGAUUCACUUCAAUGUGACUCUUUACAAAGGAAACACUUUCAAGAAAACCAUACAGAAAGGAAGAAAAUUAAGAUAUGGAUUAAGGUAUACAAGGAAAAUCUAAUCAAGAUGACCAGAAUAGCAAGCGUAUCAAAGGCAGAUGGAACAAAAUUUAAAGCAAACAUCUCCAUAAUACAGGUCAAAAUUAAUAAAAGGACCAAGAAGCACAGAUGCAUGACUCGUGUACAUCUUACAUACUAACCUUGCAAAAGCUGACAGGACAGAA
Hipposideros armiger (great roundleaf bat) is the source of this 3848-nucleotide messenger RNA. It is a transcript of the gene RSPH10B, whose product is annotated as radial spoke head 10 homolog B. The record is from RefSeq and is a predicted model, not a curated record. Bases 154 to 2760 code for a protein of 868 amino acids. NCBI's taxonomy places the organism in Eukaryota, Metazoa, Chordata, Mammalia, Chiroptera, Hipposideridae. The transcript has 20 exons.